AUGAAACGAGUGCUAGAUAGAGAUUUUGAUUCAGAAUUUCCCGCCAAAGAAAAUAAAUAUUUCCAUCAUUAUGAUGAUGAAGAAGAUGAAGAAUUGGUUUCGAUUCAAUUAAUUGAUUUAAUUCCUCAUCACGACUAUCAAAAGUUGAUGAUCAAGAAAUUUGAAUGCCAACAGAAGGGAAAGGCUUUGUGGAGUAGACGGAGAGAAGAAGCCUUAAAUUGUUAUAAUUACAUUCCGAUUGAGUUUAGAAAAGACAAGAAAUAUGUUUCAAAUUUUCUGAGGAAGGCUAAUGUUCUAAUUACACCAUAUAAACCAAUUCUGCAUAUAACAGACAUGAUUGAUGAGGAAUUAUUGAAGGAUGAGGAAAUAAUUUUGGAUUUUGCGAAUUAUAACUUGAAAAAUUGUUCAAGGUUUAAUAGAGGUUCAAUAUUGAGUGAUUUAUUGAAUGGGGAAAGGAGAGAUGUUGGAUUAAAGUUUUUAGCAAUGCAUUAUGAAGAAUAUAGACAGUUUACAGAUGAAUACGGGUUUUCAUCGGAUGAUAUUAUGUUCAUGGUGAAACAAAAUGGAUUAAUUCUUGAAAUAUUUACAAAUCAUCGUUCGUGUAGAGAUAUUGUGAGAGAGGCAGUUCAGCAAAAUCCAUCAGUUUUGGAUUUAAUGUGUAACAACUAUAUUUAUAAGGAGGUAUUUUUGGAAGCCAUUGAUAGGAGGACAGAUUUUGGAAGUUCAUUCUCUAUUCCUAACAAUUUGAUUGAAGAUAGGGAUGUAGUGUUAAAAGUUGUGGAAAAACAUGGAGUUGCUUUGGAACAAGUAAGUGAGACAUUUAAAUCGGAUAGGGAAAUUGUAUUGACCUCAAUUAGGAAUAACGGAUUGGCUCUGAGAUAUGCCAAUAAGAUAUUCUUAACCGAUAAGGAAAUAGUGAGAGAGGGUCUUUGCGCAAAUGGAUCAAUAUUAAAUUUUCUAUGCAAUGAAUAUAAGAACGAUAGAGAAUUGGUAUUGAUGGCAGUGAGGAGCAAUUCAUUUGCUUUUCAAUAUGCAGCAGAGCAUCUCCAUAACGAUAGGGAGAUUAUUCUAGAAACCCUUAAAAAUCCAUAUGCGUUUGUAGUAGAGGUUGCACGUGAUCUUGGUUUGUUGGAAAAUAGAGAACUAGCUAUUCAAAUUGUACGGCAUAAUGGGCUGUUAAUCCAAUAUCUUCCUUAUUCGUUAAUGAAGGAUACAGAUAUAAUGAUGAUAGCUCUUAAGAAUAUGAACUUUACAGGAUCUAAAACACUGUUCACAUACUUCAGAGGAGAUUUCCAGAAGAUUUUACUUUCACAAAUUGGUGCUGAGUUUUCUAUUUGUAUGGAAUGUUUGAAAAAAGAUAUCGAAACACUAAUACAUGCAUGUGAAGCUCCAUUUAAAGAAGAGGCUAUGAUUGAAGGGUUAAGAUUAUACAAAGAAAAAGCGCUUUAUUACCUACCAUUUUUAUCUAUUUCUUCCAGUAAUAUUGAAUUUUUCAAACGGGCUAUUAAAGUUUUUGGAGGAGUAUUAGAAUUUGCUCCAAUGGAAUUGAAAAGCAAUAGGGAAGUAGUUCUUGAUGCUAUCAGACAGUUCGGUAGAAGUAUUUUUUACUCAAACAUAAUGGAUAGAGAGCUUAUUAUUGAGGCUGCAUGCCAAAAUUUGUCAACUUUGCAUGACACAAUUGGGUUUAUUGGCUAUCAGUACUAUGAUGAAAUUGAGGAAUUGGUAGCAGUUCAAACAGGACAAUGCUUUCGGUUCAAUAAGGAGAUAUUUCAAAAAAGAAUAGAUUAUGAAUAUUUUGGAGCCAAUUUCCUUUUUUGA
Messenger RNA from Naegleria gruberi, 1818 nucleotides. RefSeq lists its product as uncharacterized. The coding region runs from base 1 to 1818 and encodes 605 amino acids. NCBI's taxonomy places the organism in Eukaryota, Heterolobosea, Eutetramitea, Acrasida, Naegleriidae. The record is from RefSeq and is a predicted model, not a curated record. The transcript has a single exon.